Molecule: messenger RNA, 743 nt
Organism: Tigriopus californicus
Lineage: Eukaryota; Metazoa; Arthropoda; Copepoda; Harpacticoida; Harpacticidae
Exons: 2
Coding region: 222-710 (162 amino acids)
Source: RefSeq, a predicted model, not a curated record
CGCUCUCUGCUGAAGUAUGUGUUGGGCUGGUGUAUAGAGGUCUAAAACGUAAUUCCUCGGGAGCUUCUGGUAUUUGGCUUCAUUGUUAAAACACGAGCAGAGAUAUUCAGGCGUAAGAGAUAGACGGACUAACUGACAGUUUGAGAGUUCAAAAGUAACUUCAAAGCUUCUCGGAAUCAGGCCUCCCUACUUUGAGGAUAAGACCACAGAUUUCUUUCGACAUGGGGGCUUGUCUUUCUCUUCGAUUACAGUACAAACAAGACUUGUCGGGUAACACAUUUUCCCACUAUAGUCUCACAUCUGAUACGAGUAUCCUGGACCUGUAUCCAACCCUGCACGCAGAAGAUAAGGCUCGGGACCAACGGCCACCUUUGCCCAUGAACGAUGAUUGGGGUGGAUUGGCUGUGAUUGACGAUCCUGGACCUAGCCAUCAGCACCCAGAGGAACUCUUGGCCAUAGAGGAGAACGAGAGGGCCGAUUUUUUCUUUCAUGACAACCUCGACAGUGUCGACCUCAGUGAUGUGAAAUAUGGCUACGAAACCAUGGACGAAAGUGUGAAUAAAUGUGAUACAGACCCCGAUGACGGUCGGCCUCAAGAGCCAAAUAGAGAUUCAAAGCAGCGACUGGGCUGGAUCCGGGAACUUGAACGGAGACUGAUGUACCACAUCUUCUCCAGGAUGUUUUACAAAUCUUCGCUAACGGAAUCUUGACGAAAAUAAAUCCUUGAAGGGAAUAUUUCUGAA